Orbicella faveolata is the source of this 1919-nucleotide messenger RNA. RefSeq lists its product as uncharacterized. Gene Ontology annotation, biological process: protein ubiquitination. Gene Ontology annotation, molecular function: ubiquitin protein ligase activity. The record is from RefSeq and is a predicted model, not a curated record. Lineage: Eukaryota; Metazoa; Cnidaria; Anthozoa; Scleractinia; Merulinidae.
AUCAUUUAAUAUCUGUGAUGUCAAUGCAGCCAGUACCAACACAGCAACCUCCUCCUGCCUGGGAAGAAGAACUCCAUCCUCGUGAAAACUAUGAGACUCUUCUAAACUUUGCAGAGCAGAUGGGGGAGGUGAAACCUAAAGGUUUGUCUCGUGUAGAAAUUGAUCAACUACCUACGUACCGUGUUACAGCAGGACCAAAGGAUGAAGAGGAGGACAAAAGAUGUGUGGUGUGCUUAGUGGAUUUUGAAGAGAAACAGCUUGUCAGGGUUCUACCCUGUCUUCAUGAGUAUCACACAAGAUGUAUUGAUAAAUGGCUCAAGUCAAACAGAACAUGUCCCAUCUGUAGAGCAGAAGUGAAUGUCAACACAGAUUAAAAGAUCAUGAUAAAAAUGGAUUUAAGUUAAGGCUCAGAUGUCCUCUGUAAAGUGGGAGUGAAAGGAUAAAAGCACAAUUAAGGACAGUGAACAACAGCAAAGCAUUUAUAAAGCCUUUGAAUUGUAUAAAGUAAUUGAAGCAUCUGUGUAGCCUAAAAGGCACUCCACAGUUGUCAGAGGUUUGAUAUGGAAGUUGCGUGCUGAGACAUUAAGAUAUUCAAGUGGUCCAUGUAUGGAAGAUGAGUUGUGGGGAACCCAUCAUUAUGUGUCUCUCUUUAACAACGAAGCGACAUGACACCAUCAAUGCGAGAGGGUAAAAUAACAUGUAAUGAAUGAUAAAGUUUGAAACAAAUCAAUUUGAGAAAUACAAAGAUCUUGCUAGUAAUAAUAAUUUAGCUUUCAGUGAGCAAAUUCCCAAACCAGUAUGGCAGUUAUUUUUAUGCUAAUCAAGAAAAGAGGUUGAUGUGGGAAGCAAAUCAGAUUUAGAUGUCUUGUCCCAUAACUUUAAAGCAGAUUUCUUUCCAAAGUUUCCGUGGUUUAAUUGCAUAGUUACAUUAUUUGUCUGUGUUAGUUGAUUGAUGUAGCUUGUUUCAACUGAAACAACCCACAGCCAAAUUUUGUUGCCAAAGCCAAAAAUAAAUGAACUUGAUUCAAAAUUAUUCCAUCCAUUUCUUUAUCGAAUGGUUUGUCACAAGGAAAGCAAGUUAAUGUCCCAUACUGUAUGCUUUAAAGAUUCAUUUUUGUUAUGGAGUGUCGUCAGUGUCAUUUAUAUUUGAGUUUGCCAAAUCUGAAAUCAACGCAUUUACACAAGCUGCCAAAAUUCUUGUUAUGUUUUGACUUUUCUGAGCAAAAUUAUUUUCCCUUGCCAUUUAACGUAAGUCAGUUUGCCAUGAGCAAACGUCCAGGGGACAGUCGGUCAUCUCUUUACAGAGCUCUUGGGUUGAUGUGUUUAGAUACUUUUAAAAAGAAAUGGAUUGAAACUUUUGACCAUUUUCAAUGUACAUGGUAAAGAUCAAUGGCUUAGGACUUGAUAUGCUGUACUUAUCAGGUUUUAAUAUCUUUAUGUGGAACAACACUAACUCACCACCCUAAAAUAUGAAAAUUAUCUGCUUUGUACUGCAUAACACUGGGUGAACUGCAGUCAACAGUAAAAUGUACUUUGUGUUUCAUUAUAUUCCAUACAGAAACCGAUUCAUGCCAAAGCAAUUUGUAAAUACAUUGAGUUGCUACUCAAAAGUAAGAUAAGCUAGGUAUGAAAAAUUUAAAAGUGGGAAAAAAAAUAAUUUUUAUAAAGUAAUGUCACAUAUAUAAAUAUAUUCUGCUGUUUUGUACAAAAGAAAUGUAUGAAGUUAUCAUGUACAUUUGGAUUAAUUUGGCUGUGAAAUGUUAUAGUGUUUUGAAAGAAGGGGCAUGACACUUCAGUUAUCUAAAAGUGCCACUACAAGUGAUUUUUUUUAAUCAGUAGGAUUUUAAGAAUCACAGCCUUUUAAGUCUACUCUGUACUUGAUGCAGCUACAAUAAAAUAACUUUUAAGAUAAAAUUUAA